GGGAAAAUCAUUCGCUUUGAUGAAACGAAAGUUUGAAGUUUUCAGUAAGGAAAGAGAGUGUUGGAGUGGUGAAUAUGGCGAUGGAGCCCCCGCCCUUCCAGGAAGCCUCCCGCUGUGAUGUCUGCAAAUGCAGCUUCUCCACCUUCCGCCGCCGGCAUCAUUGCCGAUGUUGUGGCCGAACUUUAUGUGCUGAACAUUCAGCCGAUCAAAUGGCCUUGCCACAGUAUGGUAUUCACACUAAUGUGCGAGUUUGUGCGGAUUGUUUUAAUGACGGCUCUAGCUUGAAGAAGGAUGGUGCAGCUACAACUCCAAAUGAAGUUAAUGCUGUAACAGAUUCGAUUUCAAGAAUAGAUAUCAGUAAAGUUUCAGAUAACAAACCUGAAGUUGCCGAAAAAUCUCCUUUUCCUGGGAUUUCAGAAUGCAAGUGUGGGAUGCCUUUGUGCAUUUGUGAAGCACCAGCCCCAAAAAUGGAUUCUGUGACACCACAGCCAUUAAUGACUACCUCAAAUCCCCCGUUGCACUCGCCAAAAGUGAAAAAGACAGAGGGAACUCCUAAGAGUAGAGGUUCAACAUCAAACAAUAGGCAAAGUACUUUUUUCAAUCCUGGUCAAGUUGCUAGCAGUUCUGUGAAUAUAUCAUCCGCUGAUUAUGAAGCUACUGGAGAGGGUUUAAGAGAAGCAAUAAAAAAUGGUGAUACAGCUGCUGCUAAGAAGCUUUUGAGUCAGGGAGUGGAUGCAAAUUAUCGUGACAAACAAGGCUCAUCCUUAUUACAUUUGGCAGCAGUAUUCAAUCAAACUGAGAUAGCUUUUGCGCUCAUGGACCACGGAGCAAGUUUAGACAGCAAGAAUUCACAAGGCGAAACACCUGUAGAUUGUGCUCCUGCUACGUUACAGUACAGAAUGAGAAAGAAGAUGCAAGAAGGGAUGCAAUUGGACUCCUCAAGUGCCAUGCAUGAAUAACACUUCUUACAUAACUGUAAAAAGCUGGUAUCCUUCCUUGAGCAACUUGUGGUCUUGUUCCAACUUUUGCUGAGGUUCACCUAGAUGGUAUCAAGAUGAAAGAGCAAACUCUAUCUUUACAUUGCAAUAACCCCUGCAAGUGUUGAAGGUUGCUCGAAAUUACCAUGCCAUCCAUGUAACAAAUAGGUGGAUAAGUGCUUGUAGAUGAACCCUUCCAGAUUUAACGAUAUUUUGAGUUUUAAUAUUCUUCUCUUUCAGUUCUAUUCUUGCCUGGGUUUUGCAUAAACAUGUGUUAGAAAAAUGUCAACUCAAUGAUAAUUUACCUUUCAUGA
This is a messenger RNA of Sesamum indicum (sesame), 1291 nucleotides long. RefSeq names its product Ankyrin repeat family protein. Gene Ontology annotation, cellular component: ESCRT-0 complex. Gene Ontology annotation, biological process: protein targeting to vacuole; protein transport to vacuole involved in ubiquitin-dependent protein catabolic process via the multivesicular body sorting pathway. Gene Ontology annotation, molecular function: phosphatidylinositol-3-phosphate binding; metal ion binding; ubiquitin binding. The record is from RefSeq and is a predicted model, not a curated record. NCBI's taxonomy places the organism in Eukaryota, Viridiplantae, Streptophyta, Magnoliopsida, Lamiales, Pedaliaceae.